Microthlaspi erraticum is the source of this 2424-nucleotide messenger RNA. The record is from the annotation of a GenBank genome assembly. NCBI's taxonomy places the organism in Eukaryota, Viridiplantae, Streptophyta, Magnoliopsida, Brassicales, Brassicaceae.
AUGGAUCCACGCCUUCCAUACCACCAGAGACCAAAGCCGGCCCUCGUCGACGAGGUGAAUAUCGACGAAUCGGUCCGGAAAGAUAUGAAAGGGAUCGACCCGGCAAUCACAUCCCACGAGCUAAACGUGGACUCUACCUACAAACCCAUGAGACAGAAAAGACGCAAGCUCGGCGCCGAUAAAGCUCAAGCAGUCAAUGAAGAAGUGGAAAAGCUACUUAGAGCCGGAUCGAUCACUGAAGUAAAAUACCCCGAAUGGCUAGCAAAUCCAGUCGUCGUCAAAAAGAAGAACGGAAAGUGGAGAGUCUGCGUCGAUUUCACAGACCUGAAUAAAGCAUGCCCAAAGGAUAGCUUCCCUUUGCCGCAUAUCGAUCGCCUCGUCGAGGCCACGGCAGGGAAUGAAUUACUAUCCUUCAUGGACGCCUUUUCAGGAUAUAAUCAGAUCUUCAUGCAUCCCGAUGAUCGCGAGAAGACGGCAUUCAUUACCGAUUGCUAUAAAGUGAUGCCUUGGCCUGAAGAACGCCGGCGCCACUUAUCAACGAUUAGUGAACAAAAUGUUCGCGGACCAGCUCGGAGAAUUCCUCGGAUAUGUUGUGACCCAACGCGGGAUAGAGGCAAACCCGAAGCAGAUCUCGGCGAUCCUCGACCUCCCAUCGCCGACAUCCUCCAAAGAAAUCCAAAGACUCACCGGACGUAUCGCCGCAUUGAACAGAUUCAUCUCGCGCUCAACCGACAAAUGUCUCCCCUUCUACCAAUUGCUUCGAUCAAACAAGAAGUUCGAGUGGGACAAAAGUGCGAAGACGCUUUCAAACAAUUGAAAGAGUAUCUCACUACCCCACCAAUUCUCGCAAAACCCGAAGAAGGCGAGACCCUACUCUUAUAUAUCGCAAUAUCAAGCACGGCGGUAAGCGGAGUCCUCGUCCGAGAAGAUCGAGGAGAGCAGCAGCCAGUCUUCUAUGUCAGCAAAACCCUCAAUGAUGCCGAGACGCGAUACCCAACCCUAGAAAAACUGGCGCUCGCAGUAGUCAUAUCGGCACGAAAACUCAGGCCAUACUUUCAAUCACACUCCAUCGUCGUCUUUACCAGCCAACCACUACGCCAAAUCCUUCACGGCCCCAACCAAUCCGGAAGAAUGGCAAGAUGGGCAAUCGAACUAUCGGAAUACGAUAUUGAGUUCAAAAGCCGGACGAGCGCCAAGUCACAAGUUCUAGCCGACUUCAUCGUAGAAAUCCCACCAGAGCUCGCAACUCAAGAGGACGAGCAAAUCCUCAAAUGGACACUGCAUGUCGACGGAUCGUCCUCCAGGCAAGGAGCAGGCGUCGGCAUCCGCCUCGUCUCCCCGACAGGCGAGAUUCUCGAGCAAUCGAUCAAACUCGGUUUCCCAGCGUCCAACAACGAAGCCGAAUACGAAGCGAUUAUUGCCGGACUUCGUCUCGCCGAAGCAGUCGGAGCAGAACACGUUCGUGCGUUCUGUGACUCUCAGCUCGUCGCUAAGCAAUUCAGCGAUCCCCGUUCCGAGAAUUCCGAAGCCGACGCACUCGCAGCCUUGGCGUCAAAAACCGAAUCAGCACUGCGACGGGUCAUCCCGGUCGAAACCAUCGACGAACCAAGCAUCAAACUCCCCAAGGGAACCGUCGUCAUGGCAAUCUCACAAGAAGAAGAAGAAGACGAAAACCUCACUGAUGACGAGUCAGCAGAACACAAAUCAUGGCAGGAUGAAAUCAGAAAUUACCUCAUCAACGACGCCGUGCCAGAGGAGCGAUGGGCGGCCCGCCGCCUCCGACGAAAAGCAGCUUACUACUUCUUACGCAACAACGAGCUUUUUCGCUGGAGCGCAAACAAAGUCAUCCUGCGAUGCUGCGACGAAGCACAAGCUAAGAGCAUCAUGGUCGAGACCCACGAGGGAGCAUCAGGAAACCACGCCGGCGGAAGAUCACUCGCUUUAAAAAUUAAGAAGAUCGGAUACUUCUGGCCAACGAUGAUCGGCGAUUGCAUAAACGUCGCCGCCAAAUGCGUCCCCUGCCAAAGAUACGCACCGGCGAUCAACGCCCCAACGCAAGCACUUCAAGCUGCGAUCCCGGCAUAUCCCUUUAUGCGCUGGGGAAUGGAUAUCGUCGGCCCCAUGCCACGCUCACGGCAAUGCGCUUACCUCUUGGUCGUCACCGACUACUUUACUAAGUGGGUAGAAGCAAAAGCAUACAAAAACCCAACGGCUCAUGACGUAAGAAACUUUGUGUGGCAGUAUAUCAUAUGCCGUCACGGUCUUCCUUAUGAGAUCGUCACGGACAACGGAGGACAAUUCGUCGCAGCACUUUCCGAGAAUUUUGCGCGUCAUGGAACAUCAAGAUCACUUACUCCACGCCAAGAUAUCCUCAAGCUAAUGGACAAGCCGAGUCCACAAACAAAACUAUUGUUGAUGGAUUGA